This is a messenger RNA of Melanaphis sacchari, 1033 nucleotides long. RefSeq names its product isopentenyl-diphosphate Delta-isomerase 1 (gene Idi). NCBI's taxonomy places the organism in Eukaryota, Metazoa, Arthropoda, Insecta, Hemiptera, Aphididae. Gene Ontology annotation, cellular component: cytoplasm. The record is from RefSeq and is a predicted model, not a curated record. The transcript has 3 exons. Gene Ontology annotation, molecular function: isopentenyl-diphosphate delta-isomerase activity. The coding region runs from base 273 to 989 and encodes 238 amino acids. Gene Ontology annotation, biological process: isopentenyl diphosphate biosynthetic process; isoprenoid biosynthetic process.
AAAUAAAAUAUUACAUUAUUUACAUUAAAUCGUAAACUUAAAGGAACUGUGCCACUACUGACCUAUUGCCCUGUAGCUAUAAAUUCCAACAAAAAGAUAAACGAUUUCUAAUUUUCUUGUUAGUGUAAAGACGUAUGCACUGUAUAUUUGUAUAUUUAGUCUAUUAUGUUACGAAUCAGUGAUCAAUGUUGUUCGUCCGAUUGUGCUGUGUAUACUGCAAUUUAAUUCUUAAAGGCUUAAACGAAUUUCAAUUUUAUUGAUUAAGGUUAUAUAUGAUGAAGUUGAUUUUUAAGUCAUUGGGUACAUUACCCUUACGUAGGUUUCUAUCAACUGUACCCAAACCAUUAAAUCCUGUACAAGAAGCUGCCCUUAAAGAACGUUGUAUUCUUGUUGACCAACAUGACCAAGAGUGUGGAUUUGCUAGUAAACGAGACUGUCAUAAACUCGUAAAUGGAAAUCUUCCGUUACACCGUGCAUUCAGUGUUUUUUUAUUCAAUACCAAGGAUGAACUAUUAUUACAACAGCGUUCAUCGACCAAAAUCACAUUCCCUGAUCAUUAUACAAAUUCUUGCUGCAGUCAUCCACUAUACGAGAUUGAACAUGAGCGCAAAGACCUAGAAGGUGCUAAAGCUGCUGCUUGUCGCAGACUUGUGUUUGAAUUAGGAAUUCCUACAAGCCAGUGUCAACCUAAAGACUUGCAGUAUAUAACUAGAAUAAGGUACAUGUCUGAAGGAGAUGGAACAUGGGGUGAACAUGAAAUUGAUUAUAUAUUUAUUUUACAUAAAGAUGUUUCUUUGAACCCCAAUCCAGAUGAAGUGAGUACUGCCUUAUAUAUUCCCAAAUCAAAAAUGAAUACAUUUUUAAGGAAUUUAAAACAUCCAAUUACACCAUGGUUUAAUCUUAUUGUACAAAACGAAUUGACUAACUGGUGGGACAAUUUAAGAUCUCUAGAGAAAGUCAUGAAUCAUAAAAAAAUUAUUAGUUAUUAAUUAUUUUUUUAUUGCGGGAAACAUUAAUUAAAAUUGGGACUAUA